Centrocercus urophasianus (Greater sage-grouse) is the source of this 9253-nucleotide messenger RNA. RefSeq names its product solute carrier family 4 member 11 (gene SLC4A11). Gene Ontology annotation, biological process: transmembrane transport; monoatomic ion homeostasis; monoatomic anion transport. Bases 98 to 2881 code for a protein of 927 amino acids. The transcript has 20 exons. Gene Ontology annotation, molecular function: solute:inorganic anion antiporter activity. NCBI's taxonomy places the organism in Eukaryota, Metazoa, Chordata, Aves, Galliformes, Phasianidae. The record is from RefSeq and is a predicted model, not a curated record. Gene Ontology annotation, cellular component: basolateral plasma membrane; plasma membrane.
UCAGCAGGAACGGGGCUUCUCAAGAGGCUUUCAUUAUUCCUUUUGCAUUAAUUCCUUUUGAGAAAGGGAUUUGUUGGGAAGAAGGCUCUGAGACUGCAUGUCCCAACAGUACCAGCUGAAGGAGGUGAAGGCAGACGCGGUUUGUUUCGUACCUGGCUCUCCUCUCUUCUCUGUCCUCAUGGAGCCGGCUUCUUUUUGCUACCCCCAGCUUACCUUCCUGCGCUCACCCUAUGGGCAGUUUGGGGCGAGUGCUGGCUCUUCACAGGACCUGGCCCCGUGGCCUCAACGCUUAGUGCCGCAGAGAUGGAGCGGGCCGGUGGAUGAAUCUCCACCAGCAGCGAUGUCAAGGAAUGGAUACUUCUUUGAAGAGAGUGGGUACCUCAAGUGUGACACGGACGAUGGCUGCGAGGCCAAGGAGGAGACGGGGGGAGAGGAGCUCUUUGAUGCCGUGAACUCCUCCAUCGUUUCAGGGGACAGCAUCCGAUUUUUCGUCAACGUCAACCUGGAGGUGCCGCCCAACACUGCUGCUGAAAAUGAAAGUGCUGGCUGCGUGUUACUACACACAUCGAGGAAGUACCUGAAAUUAAAGAAUUUUGAGGAAGAAGUCAGAGCCCACAGAGACCUGGAUGGGUUCUUGGCCAGAGCCAGCAUCAUCCUUGAUGAAACAGCCACCUCUUUGGAUGAUGUCCUUCGAGAGAUGCUGAAACAUUUUGCUGAAGACCCCGAGAACACGGAGCCAAGCUGUAACUUUGAAAAAAUCAUGAGCACUUUAUUCACAGAUUCAGGGACCCCGCGAGAAGGGAAUGUUCACCUCUUAUCAGAUACAAUUCAAGGGGUCACAGCGACAGUCACGGGGGUGCAGUAUCAGCAGUCCUGGCUCUGUAUCAUUUGCACUAUAAAGUCCCUUCAGCGACGUCAUGUUUGCAUCAGUCGCCUUGAGAGGCCUCAGAACUGGGGUGAGAACUCCUGUGAAGUCAGAUUUGUGAUAUUAGUCCUGGCGCCUCCUAAAAUGAAAAGUACCAAAACAGCCACAGAAGUGGGCCGAACCUUUGCCACGAUGUUUUCUGAUAUAACCUUUCGGCAGAAACUGCUAGAAACCAAAACUGAAGAGGAGUUCAAGGAAGCCUUAGUCCACCAACGCCACUUGUUGACGGUGGUGAAUCAGAGACCCUCAGCAAUGAGCGACGGGCACAUGCCGCACGGUCCUAAGCCACUCAAGCUGCAUGAGUUUCUCAAUGUUGGCAAGGGGAUUUUUGAUGACAUUGCACGAAGAUUUCCAGUGUACGCGUUGGACUUCACUGAUGGUAUUAUUGGAAACAAUAAGGCUAUAGGAAAAUACAUCACAACUAUGAUUUUUCUGUAUUUCGCCUGCCUCCUUCCAUCUAUUGCUUUUGGGUCCCUCAAUGAUGAAAACACCCGAGGAGCUAUUGAUGUGCAGAAGACAAUCGUUGGCCAGUGUAUUGGAGGGCUGCUUUAUGCACUCUUCUCAGGGCAGCCUCUUGUCGUGCUCCUGACUACAGCUCCUUUAGCACUCUACAUUAAUGUCAUUCGAGGAAUCUGUGAUGACUACAACUUGGAUUUCAGUGCUUUCUAUGCUUGGAUUGGACUGUGGAACAGCUUUUUCCUUGUGAUGUACUCCCUCUUUAAUUUCAGUCUUCUGAUGAAGCUCUUUAAAAGGUCAACAGAAGAAAUAAUUGCACUUUUUAUAUCAAUCACUUUUGUGCUUGAUGCCUUCAAAGGUAUUAUUAAAGUUUUUAAGAAAUAUUACUACCAUGGGCGCACAGGAGACAGUUACUUGGAAAAAGCACGAACUGAUGCUAUUCCAAGCCUCGGCAUCAAUACCACCUUCUUGAUGAAUUCAUCAGUGAGCAGAUCCAUGUCCCUAGAGAAUCAAACAGGCACGCAUGAUGUGCAUUAUGGACGUGAAACUGCCGUCCUUAGUCUCAUGUUGAUGUUGGGUACCCUUUGGCUUGGUCAUACGCUCUAUCAGUUUAAGAAAAGCCCAUAUUUGCAUGCGAGAGUCCGUGAAAUUCUGUCCGACUGUGCCUUACCCAUUUCAGUGUUGACUUUUUCUGUUGUGGGUUCCUAUAUCUUCAAGGAAAUUGAAAUGUCUAAAUUUAACUACAACCCAUCUGAGAGCUUGUUUGUGCUGGCUCCUGUCCAGUCCCUCUCCAUUGGUUCGGUGAUGAGUGCUAUGGGGCUGGGGUUCCUCCUCUCAAUGCUCUUCUUCAUAGAGCAGAACAUUGUGGCAUCGCUCACAAAUGCUCCAGAGAACAGGUUGGUGAAGGGAACAGCCUACCACUGGGACCUCCUCCUUGUGGCGCUGAUAAAUACGGGGCUGUCCAUCUUUGGCCUUCCAUGGAUCCAUGCUGCCUUCCCUCACUCUCCAAUGCACGUCCGUGCUCUGGCCUAUGUAGAGGAGAGGGUUGAAAACGGGCACAUCUACGAGACGAUUGUGAGUGUGAAGGAGACCCGGCUGACGAGUCUGGUGGCAAACUUCUUGGUUGGCCUCUCGCUCCUGCUCCUCCCUUUCCCUCUUCAGUGGAUUCCAAAACCAGUCCUCUACGGCCUCUUCCUCUACAUUGCAUUGACCUCCAUUGAUGGGAACCAGCUCUUUGAGAGGGUGGCUCUGCUGCUCAAAGAACAGACUGCUUAUCCUCCGACUCAUUACAUCCGCAGAGUGCCCCAGAGAAAGAUCCACUAUUUCACAGGCUUGCAGGUCCUGCAGCUCCUCAUCCUCUGUGGUUUUGGCAUGUCACCGUUGCCCUACAUGAAGAUGAUCUUCCCACUCAUCAUGAUAGGAAUGAUCCCAAUCAGGUAUAACCUGCUCCCUAGAAUCAUUGAAGCCAAGUACUUGGAUGCUAUGGAUGCAGAGCACUAAACAAGAUCUGCUGCAUGCGGAGCUGUGAGGAUGGCUCUCUUGGAGUUGGAAGGAUGGGGCGUCUCUGCCAAGGCAUAGGACAGUCUAUCUGCAGUUCUUUCUUUCACCACUUUCUUUCUGCUCUAAUAUGGCAUUGGUAAUGCACAUAUCAAAGACCAAUUGAGCAUUGAAGUGUCAGACCAAAACAGCCAUGGACUUGGGAGGCCAGUGAUCUUUGGAGCUGUGAGGCAAGCGAGCUCGAUGGAAAUGCCACCUUUCUCAUCCCAAAACUGGAAACCCUGGAAAAACAGCAUGCCAUACAGUUGGAGCAUGCAUUCAGAGUUGUUGUGUGUACCCUUGUUUGAGGGGUGGGGGAAAAUCCCUUUUGUAUGCAUCACGUCCCUUUUUUCCAAAGCACUGUAAGGACAACAGCUGACCCUUUUACAGAAUGACAGUCCUAUUUAGUUUGGCCUUUGAAUUCCAUUUCCUAUUAAUCCAGCAUUCCUAAAUUGGUAUCCUAGGUGGGAUGGCCUCAUAGCAAACUGUUGUCAGGGGAAAUGUCUGACUGUCUCUUCAGACUCAUUGGCAGAAGGGUUGGAAACAAGUUAGUUUGUACUGAUGCAACCCACAGCUUUGGAUGAGUAUUUAAUUCCCACAGAUGACCUGGAAGCAUUCAGAAAUUGGGCUCACGUGGUGAUGUUGGUGGAACUGCAUCUGGGUCUGAAUUAUUUUGGCUCUUUCUGAUUUUACCACUUGGUAAUCAAACACAGAAGUGUAGUUUUGCACAACUGCAACGUCCUUGCUUGCACCCAGAGUCAGAUGCUGAAACUUGUCGAAGGGCAGUUGUGUUAAUGAUUGCAUAUACAUAUGUACAGUAGUGCCUCUGUGUACAUAUAUACAUAUGGAUUUGUGUAUAUAUUUUGCAUAGAUAUUCAAAUAGGCCUGGUUCUUUCAAAAUAUCAGAAGUGUUUUGUGCAAUCAGUGUUACCUGUGGUGUCUUGACCAUAUACUUGUUCUCUGCUUUAGUGCUGCUUUUUCUCAUUUGUUGUAUGGUCCCUUGUUUUUUUUUCUUCUGAAGCUGCUUGUUUACUAUUAUUUUUCCAUGAUUCUUUAUUCAAGAUGUUUCUUUACUUUCCUCAUCCCAUGGCUUGAGACCUUCAUCGUUCUGUCUUGGUGGUCUGAUAUGUGAAUUUUGCAUUUAAUUUUAAUGUACAGCAUGCAAUGAAAGUUCUCCUCCUUUGCCUAAUCAAUAUUUGUUGCUCAUUUCAUUGUUUCUGUUCUGUGACUAAUCUCCAGUUUUUUCCCCUGCUCCCAGACAUUAUAUUAUAUUUCUGGAUGAAUCUAACUUCUGCAGUCUUUUAUAUUUCAGUUUAUUUAAUUUUGCUUGUACAGUGGUCAGUUUUCUUAUUUGAAGUACUGUGAAACCAGCUGCCCUUUAUGUCAAUGCCUGCCCGUUGCUGCACGCUGCAGAUUGCAGGCAAAACUUCAAGCAAAGUGGAGUCCUGAUGAUGACAAACUUUCAAAACAGCAAAAAAUGAGAAAAGGGGAAAUUGUUUUGUAAAUUAGCAGAGAGAAAUGUUGCUUGCUUGCUCGGUUCCCUACAGGUUGGGUGUUUCUCUGCACGAUGAGGAAGGCCAACUUUGUAAUGAGAGGUAGGAGAGCUGCAGAGAAAAUUUCUCAGCAUAUGAACAGACUCGAGCCGCUGAUGAUUUGUUGUCUCUGUGCUAAAUAUCAGGUGGUAUUUCAUCUUGAUGCAGUCACCUAUGGUUUUCACACGUGUGUGAAAAGGUUUAUUUUCUUGUGGAAUCUCUUCGUCUUAAUGAAAGAGAGUGUUAAAUGUGCUCCCUUGUGGGCAUGGUCACUGCAUCCCAGAGCUAACACAGGGAAAGCUGUCAGCUUUCAUAGCAAGCCAAGCAGCAGCAAGGCCUUCAUGUCAUAGCCCAUUCUCGUGUGAAUGCUGAGAAGGCUGCAGGUCAAGGUAACACUCCAGCAGAUGAAAGCAGGUAAAUGUCACACAUUGGGCUUUCAGUUGGUCCUGAAGGCAGCAGGGGUAACUCAUGUGAUGUCUGACCAGUGGUGUGAUACGGAAUGCAAAUCUGUGCAUGGCUUCUGACUGCCUUCAUCAAUGUUUUCUGGGCUUUGAGUCAUUUUUGUGGUGAAAUUGCUGAUGGCUAUUACCAAGGUCCACAUGUAGAAAGAGAAGGUGAGCAAUCAGCAAACGGGAUUUUGGGGACUGGGUGGAGGCGGUAAAAGCAUCUCUGAUCUCCAGUCAACAGAAAAAGAUGACAGCAAACAAUUAAGUACUUAGAUGAAAGAGCAAUUGCACAGGCCUGACAAAGCUUGUGUGUUGGGUACGUCACAUUUAACCAGAACUAGAAUGAGAAGUGUUAACUUAUGGUCAAGUAAACUACUACCUGUCUUGGGAGUACAUUGCUGGUGUCUCAGCUCUUGGCUGAGAGAAGUCAUCCUGCAGGGUAGUUUGAACUGUAUUGUGGGUGCUGUGGCUGGAAGGAGGAGACAAUGUGCUUGCUGGGAUGAACCUCUGGUCCUCUCCGAGGCCCUGGAUGAAAUCUCCUCUAGUGCAGAGUAGCUGAUGCAAGUGUUGCAAGAAGAAUUAAUUUUGAGAUGCGCCCUCCAAGUCUCUGCUCACAAGGACCAAAAAAGUCUCAAUUUGAAAACGUCAGUUUGAGUCAAACUUAGUUGAAGGUCUCUUAAAAUCCAGAUAACUGGGGGGAAUUAAAUAGCCAUCACAAUUAUUGGGUUGGGGAUUCAUUGCUGUUGCUUUGCCAGUAUGACUUCAGUGUUUGUUUUUUCUCAGUAGCAUCCCUAGGAUUCUGUUUUGCAAAGUUUUCUUUCUACAGAAUGCGUGGGGCCAAAGAAUCAAGUGAUGGGGGGCUGGUUUAGCCUGUGUGAAUAUUUCGGACCCGUGUCUAAAGAUGUGGGUAGCAGAGAGAUGUAAGACUACCAAGGCCUCGUGGCUGUUGAGGAGUUGCAAUGGUCCUGCAGAGGAUUUUCCUUCUACAAGUACCUUUUCUCUUGUUUGCUUCUGGUUUUGCUGAUGUAAGUGUAGGCAGGCAUCUCCAGGAAGUAGGCUUACUAGGGAAGGAGGGACUGUUCAGAGUUGAUCGAGCACUUUAAUACUUCUGUGAAGGUUAAGACAAUUAGAAUGUAAAAGAAGUUUUAUUAUAAGCUCUUUAUAUACGCACAAUGCUAUGUGUAACUGUUGCCAAAGAGUUGGGUUUUGAAGGAUGUUGGUAGCUUUUGAGAGUUCGUGAUGCUCACCUGGAACCACAGAGGUCGCAGAAUGCUUCUGAAAUAAAUGCAUUUUGGGAGUUGUCUUCUGACAGUUGCCAAAGCAAUUGGAAACUGAGAAUAGAAUAAAUUUCUACUCUCGAAUUUGUAGUUUUUGAUCCUUGCACUGAAUGUAGGAGCUAGAAAUUAGCUUGAUAAUUAAAAUUGGAUUUGUACCUGAAUAGCUUUGUUGGUCUGAGACUCGUUUUAUUGCCUUCAAAGAUGAUGUUGACGCUCUAAUGUAUGGAAAUAGUUGUUUCUCCAUGUAAAUGAAGGGCAGUUGUUGAAACAUGGACUGCUGAACAGGCAAUAUAGCACUUUCUGGAUUGCUUAGAAAGCAAGACUGGCAACAUCACUAACAACAACCCCCCGCGUUCUCUGGCAUCAACAUCUGAAGCUAUUAAUAAAUGUCAAACUGGAGUUGGGUGAUACGUCAAGGCAUCACUGAGGAAGGAUAGGAGUGGAGAAAACAAACUCAACUAGUUUGUACCACCUGGUGAAGUGUUUCAAGAUGAAUCCAACAGCUGUGAGAUGUGAUGCAUGCUUCCGGAUGACCUGUGUGAACUGGGAUGCUCCAAAAAACAAAUACGGUAGACGAUCGCACCCACAUGCUGUGGUUCAAAUAAUUGUCCUUCAAAGGUUCCCCCAUCCCCAAGACUGAAACAGUUCGUAAACUGUUGCAUGUUGUAUUUGUCUGCUUCAGAAACUGCUGCUGAACUGUGUUUUUUCUGGACCUUCUUUGUGGACAGAAGCAAAACGACAACAGAAAAAUACAUGAAGUUGGUCCACUUUGGGUAACGCUUGCAGAAGAUGCUGGAGGAGAACCUGAGACAUGUUGUGUCACCUGGAGCUCCUUCCACUUGGACACUUAAUGGGUCACAGACUAGGAUCUGCCCCAUCGGUUGGGGCGUGCUCACGUUUAUCCUUAAUCUUAUCCACUGUUUUCUGUAUUUGUCCUCUGGUAUGUUAUCACCAAAAUGGCCUAACAGGGAAAAAAUGAGAGUUGGCUCAAAUGUUUGUGCGUUCCUCUGAAACUUCAGUGUUUUCACUGCUUCUGAUGCCAUCUCCUGACAUAGAUCUCAUCUUCUCCAGCUCUCUCCUGGGAAGCUCUCUGGCAUCCCCAACUGCAGGAAUGCUGACGAAAUGCUGAGUGGGUAUUUUUCUCUGGAGAACACGAGCCUGUGUUUGAGCAGCAGCGUGGCAGCGGCUGCUCCCUUGGGGCUCGCUCUGCCAUAAUGGGCAAUUAGGAAGGAUUUGUAAUUGUCCUGCUGUUGCUCUGUCUUCUGCAUCUCUUUAGUUGAUUACUUUAUGGCACAGUGUUCCAGUCGGGCUGUCAUCUUUUUCAUCUGUCGUGCUUCCAAAACUAUUUAAAUAGGCAGUAUGGGAGGGGUUUGCCCAGUUUUCUAUCUGUGCUGCAGCCUGUGGAUGUUAGAAGAGAAUAACCUUCUCUAAUUGUUUUCAUAUCUAAUUAAGGAAUUUAAAUGCCAACCCUGACCAUUGUACUACUGGCUCUGGCUCUAGUUGCAAAGAGCAAGCCAUCAAUAUGGUGUAAGGAGCAGACAUACAAGGGAGCUGCCUGAGCACAUGCUUAAGAACUACAAAUUAGCACUUUCCUUUUCAGCUUUUGUGUGUUUUCCUUCCAAGCAAAGACAAUCCUUGGCUGUGACUCUCUCCCUUGUAGAAAACUCUGCAUGAGCUCGGAUCACUUGGCACAGUUCUGAUGCAGUGUUUAAUAUUAAGAGCUUGUCCCAAGGGACGUGCUGCCUUCUGCUCCCCAUCUGCAUCUGUGCUGCAAAGAUCUGCUUGCAGGAGGAGGGGAUGCGUGUGGCAUCUCUGUCCUCCAUGUGACGCUUCUUGCUGCUACACAAAGGCCAUCAGCAUCCCUUGCUUUGCCCCAGGUGGGAGUCUCAAAGUGAACAAAAUGGCAAAGAGUUGGAAAAAAAUAGUUGGCAAUUCUCUCCUUCUGAACCUCUGAGCUCCACUGAAUUUUUGCUUCUCACACGUCAAAACAGAAGGGCUGUGGCAGUAGUGGAGCUACGUGAUCUGGGCUUUGAAAAGCAGUGUAUCAAAUUUAGCAGCUGGGGUAUUGGUUUCAGCGCUCGGCAGCUCGCUGGUGGCUGUGAUCAGCUGUCACCGUGCCUAUCAGCAACAAUCGCUGUUUCAGCAUCAAAUUUACAUCGAUUUCACCAGGUUGGAUGACUUGGGCAGUUUCUGCCACUGUCCAUGUAGGCAGUGGUGGUAUAACAUGGCCAUGCUGGUCCUGCCCAAUGGAGCAAAGUGUGCAGCCCUUGGUGUGGACAUCUGAGCAACUCAGCGUGCCCUUCCUCCGUGAACUGCUUACCUUUAGGAGCAGUUUGGCCACCUUUCCAUUUCAUUUUUCUUUUAUUAAUGUGUCGUCAUGUCUUUCUGAACUUCUCCAAUGUGGGACCACGGCAUUCCCAUCCUAGGGUGGGAGAAAGCAUGAUGCAGCUGCCGGAGAGUGAGAAACCCAUCGUGCUGUUGACCCCUGCAGGAUCUCAGCCUCGUGCAUUUGGUGGAGCUGCUCUGAUUCAGUGAGUCAGAUGCCUUUGUGCUCUGUUACUUUCAGAAUUGUUUAGUCUCUGUUUUCCUCCAUCCUCUUCAACGAUAUGUGGGGCUGUGCCUUUUCUGCGCACAGGAAUUACCCUUAAAAGCAGGGCUUGUCUUAAAGUAAGACACCCAGCAACCUUCCCUCCCAAAAUGUGUGGUUCUACAUGAGUGCAAACCAAACCCUUGGUUCCACCUGAGAAGGGGGCUGCAUCUCAAAUGCUUCCUCAUUUUCCCCCAUUCUGCUCUCAAAAUCAUUAAGGUUGGAAAAGACCUCAAAGAUUCCCAAACCCCACUGACCGCCUCCCUCGGUGCCACUUCUGCUGCAUGGCACAUAGCUGGUUAAACAUCUCUGGGUUUGGUGUCUGGGAAGUUUGUUCCCCAGGUUGCUGGGGAACUAUUGUGAGGGAAAGCACACGUUCCUAUUUAUGGAGAUAGGACCUAUAGAUGUUGCACUUGCUAAAUAUGCUCUCAAAGCGCAUGCCUCUAUCUAGUGUUGAUUUUACAGUGGGUGAUUUCUUUUGAUAAGAGUUGCUU